Molecule: messenger RNA, 736 nt
Organism: Corylus avellana
Lineage: Eukaryota; Viridiplantae; Streptophyta; Magnoliopsida; Fagales; Betulaceae
Product: Ribosomal L28e protein family
Biological process (GO): translation
Cellular component (GO): ribosome
Molecular function (GO): structural constituent of ribosome
Source: RefSeq, a predicted model, not a curated record
UUUUGGAAACGCGUAUAAAACUAGCACUUAAAUUCUUCGGUGCGGAGGCGUCGUAAACCCCCUCUUCUGUUCAGAGUCUUGCGCUUUCUCUCUCUCUGCGACUUAAUAGUAGCGAUGGCGACGGUUCCGGAUCAGCUAGUCUGGGAGAUCGUGAAGAGGAACAACUGCUUUCUCGUGAAGGAGUUCGGGCGAGGCAACGCCAGCGUCCAGUUCAGCAAGGAGAGCAACAACCUCUACAAUCUCAACUCCUACAAGCACUCCGGGUUGGCGAACCGAAAGACGGUGACGAUUCAGCCUAGUGGCAAAGAUCAGUCGGUGGCGCUGGCGACGACGAAGACCAAGAAGCAGAACAAGCCGGCGAGUUUGCUUCACAAAUCGGUCAUGAGAAAGGAGUUCCCUCGCAUGGCCAAAGCCGUCACCAAUCAGGUUUCUGAUAACUACUACAGGCCAGAUUUGAAGACGGCAGCCCUUGCCAGGCUUAGCGCCGUCCACAGGAGCCUUAAGGUUUCAAAGUCUGGCCUCAAGAAGAGGAACAGGCAGAAUGUCAAGACCCCUGGUAGGAAGUGAGAUGCUAGGGGACUGAGUUUGUUAUUUCUUAGUUUCGCUCGAGGCUGAAGGAAAAAUAGUUGAAUUUUCAUUUAUGUUUAUCUCUCGAUGUAUGCAAAGAACUACCCCUUUGCCACAAAAGGGAAAACCCAGUUUUUAACAUAAUAUUUUGCCUUAGUUUGUUCUGCUU